CGACGAGCAGAUCGACCAAAUGUCAUCUUAAGAUACGCUGUUCCCCAGCUGUUCAUGAAUAAAAUUUCAGAAUCAUAUUCACCAGGUCCGAAGCUGACUCAGAUGUCCAUUGGGACUGUCAGCAUGCAAGUGACAUUACAGAUGCUGCAGUAAAUCACUUGUGAUGGCAACAGUUUAUUUUGAUUCUGGGCGGGAUGUAAAGUGAUAUGGCACAACUGAGGAUGAUCCAUUUCCUGAAUGGAAAUGAAUGACAGUACGAUACAAGGUAAACAAUAUUGAGAGUGACAUUGACAUUGGCCCCACCCAUCUCCUCUCAGUCCCCCAGAUGCAAGCCCUGCCCUGAAUAAAAUGCAGGAAAGGACUGAGCCACCCCACCAAAGAGCAGGCAGACAGCAAGGCACAGAGAGUGAGAGAGAGAAAGACACCCAUUUACAGCUUUACUGCCUUGUUCAGUCCGUCAGACUUACUCUCACUGCCACUUCUAUCUUAUCCGCUUUCUCUCGGUAGUCUUUUUGAAUCUUUGUCUCUCAUAGACACUCACACACUCAUUGAAAUACACUCAUUGAACUCAGCUCAUUCACAGGCACGGGUCAGGCAGCCUCACAUUUCACCUUGCUCUGCCCCUGGCUGAGAGGAGAGAGCCCUGCAAGGUGCAGCCAUCACACAGGACACAGGCUCCCGCAACGCUGUCAGGCUGGACUGAGGGACCUGGAUGGUCCGGGACAAUCUAACAAGAUCGAGACCUUUCCUUGGGAUGGAAUUGGCAAGUUCUCAUUCAUCAUUCUGAAGAGCAAGACAGCUGGUUGCGAGACUGAAGAGAAACACUUGAGUUUGAAAUUGGUCACUUACUUUUUCAAGGAUUUGUUUUACCCUCUCUUCCCAUGUUCCUGCUUUCGGGUUCUGCGUGAGGCAGAGUGCCCAGCGAAGACCCGCGUCAUGCCGACUACUUGUGCAAGGUGCACCUUGGGAGACUGACCCAUCAUGUGCAAAUGGACACCUACAACCGACCUCACCUUCGCUGGGUCAGCCCUCCCGUCUUAUCCUUUUUCCUUGGUAUGCCUGUCCCUGCUCUUUCUGGCUUGCUCUGCUCUAGGAGGUUGCCCACCUGCACUGGGGCAUGACCCCCUUCAUGCGCUGGCACAGGGCACAAACUGCUCAUGGACUCUGGAGCGGCACACGCGCAGCUACAACCACCUCGAGGGUGAUGUCCGCCUUCGACGCCUCUAUUCCGCCAACAAGUUCUUUCUCUGCAUCGAUAAGACGGGCAAAGUGGAUGGCACACGUCGGAAGAAUUACCCUGACAGUCUGAUGGAAAUCCGAUCUGUCAGUGUGGGAGUUGUCGCCAUCAAAUCUGUCAGCACCGGCCUGUACUUAGCUAUGUCCAAAAAGGGAACGCUCUUCGGAUCGGUCAGAUACAGCCCCAGCUGCAAGUUCAAGGAGCGCAUCGAAGAAAACGGCUAUAACACCUACGCCUCCCUGCGCUGGAAGCACAAGGGGAGGCAGAUGUUCGUAUCGCUGAACGGCCGAGGAAAACCCCGCAGAGGCCACAAAGCUAGACGGAGACACCCAUCUACUCAUUUCCUCCCUAUGCUGGCCACAUAGCUGGACUCUUCCUUAUGAGCAAUGCUAUGCCAUCUGCAUUUGAUGGGGACCUAUUAAAUGUUAUUAAGUUCUGGUUUGUCUGUUUAUUUUUUCCUGAGUACUGUCGCACAGUACAUUAACUUAUUAUUCCGUCUUCUGGCUCAGCCUAAGACCCAGUACAGUUUAAAGCAAGGCUGUUAAUAUGAUGUAUAUACAGGUUACGUAUUAAUGUUAUUGUUGAGUUAACUAGGCAUUUACUGCAUCUAUCUGUUCUUCUGUUAUGGCAGGUUUGUGACUGACAUCACCAACCCAGUCUCAUUGUAAAAAAAAUGUACCUGUACAUACAAUUCACUGCAGUUUCCAGCUGAAAUAAACACUAGUGGCAGUAAAACACUAACAUCCUUUUAUUCCUUUUCACACCAGUUAUGAUUAUGGGGCACUUUGUCUAUUAUAAAAGACAAAAGCAGACUAUUCUUUAGCACAAUGCAUGAUUUAUAAGCUAAUUUCUUAAUGUUUGAAUCACGUAACACGCUCUAUACACUACUGUUCAAAAGUUUGAACGCAUUAAAUUGAUCAAAAGUACGAGUAAAGAGGUUUAUAAGGUUAGAACAGAUAGUGAUUUCAAAUUUUCAUCAAAAAAAUCAUGAAAAAAAAAAAUGUAUCAUGGCUUCCACAUCCAUAUUAAGGAGCACAACUGUUACAUUGAUAGUUAGUUUCUUGAGCAAUGAAUCAGAAUGUUAGAAUGAUUUCACUGAAGACCGGUGUAAGGAUGCUGAAAAUUCAGCUUCGCAUCACUAAAUGACAUUUUAAAAUACACUUAAAUACAAAAUAGUUCCAAAACUUUGUUAAUGUUUCUGAAUAUUACUUUUUACAGUAUUUUUAAUCAAAUAAAUUCAGUCCUGGUGAGCAUAAGACAUGAAAAAACGUAUGAACGGGAGUUCAUGUAAUAUGUGAAGAUGAUUUUAAAGUGUCGUAUAGAAAGAAGUUAAAAUGGCGUGGUUGUUUCAGUGCGGUUUUAAUCUCACACUUGCUUUUGCUCACACCGUGGAAAGGGUUUCAUGUAGGGGACAUGUUUUUAUCAUCCCGAAAUCGACAGAGAAUUAGCCUUUUAGCGCCACUUACCUGAUAUUUCACUUCUGAAUUGCCGCGUUAUCUCGGAAUUGCGUCACGUUAGUUUGUUCCGGCUAAAACUAAACGCGCCUUUAGCGGUAUUUCCCUUGGGAACUGCAGUGAUUCGCGCUAAAAGUAACGUAAUAUCAUUUUGAAAAACUGCCGGCACUUUUUUCAUGAGACUAGGCUGGACAUAACGGUUGGUGACUGGUUAUUUUUCAAAAACAACUACAGGAAGUGGUUGUUUGAAAAUUCAUGAAAAAAAAGAAAAAAAAAUCCAAAACAAAUCGCUGCAGCCUGAAAUACGAACUUGGCAGCUACAGUAUGAGUAUGAAAGCCAUGUAUGGAAUGAUGUAACAAUGAAAAUCCCACAUAUUACCCUGCCAACAUGCACUGUAAAGACCAAUAAUGCAAAAAAAGAGGAACAUACUACAUCACAGUUGUAAAAGUCAGACAAAUGCAAAUAGAUUAAGCAUUCAGAUCAACUUUUAGCAUAACAGACUUCCUGUAGCACUCUGAAAAGGUGUUUUAUACCAUGUGUUCUUUUUGUCACAUUAACAUGUUUUCUUUUCACAACUUGUCGCAAAAUAGAACA
This is a messenger RNA of Labeo rohita (rohu), 3286 nucleotides long. RefSeq names its product fibroblast growth factor 22 (gene fgf22). Bases 982 to 1602 code for a protein of 206 amino acids. The transcript is spliced from 5 exons. NCBI's taxonomy places the organism in Eukaryota, Metazoa, Chordata, Actinopteri, Cypriniformes, Cyprinidae. Gene Ontology annotation, molecular function: growth factor activity; fibroblast growth factor receptor binding. Gene Ontology annotation, cellular component: cytoplasm. Gene Ontology annotation, biological process: animal organ morphogenesis; positive regulation of cell population proliferation; positive regulation of protein phosphorylation. The record is from RefSeq and is a predicted model, not a curated record.